AUGACCCACUCCACUGCCCACAAGAAUUCUAGCCAAAACUGUGCCAUUUCCACUGCUAUUGUCACAAGAGAUUUGGCUGCUCUUCGUAAGAUUGCAGUCUCGCCUGGCGGGUUUCGCUCUCGUAAAGCCAGGAUUCAAUCUUGGCAUGUUCUGUUGGGACUAGACCGUCCAGAUUCUUCUCUUGCUGCAAAUGACAGUGUGGAUGGCAGUCCUGCAAAAACCUGCAACAAGAAAAUAUUGCCACAUGUUCACCCGUCCUAUACUGAUACUAAAACAGAUCUGGUUAAUGCUGUCAGUUUGGAUACCCAGCGUCAGGUCGCUUUAGAUACUGCUCGCUCGUUUGUGCAGUUUACCACUACCACUAAACCUAUAAAACAGCAACCACUUGAUGAAUCUAUUCCUCGUUCCAGUUUAGAUUCGGCCAAUGAUGGCCAGGUUAUCGCACCAACACAAACUAAAUCAAUUUCUUAUUGGAGUCAGGCAACAGUCGAUCGCAAUCGUGCUGCCAUCAAAGAUGUAAUACUGCGGGUGUUGCAAGAAUAUCCAUGCUUAAACUAUUAUCAAGGGUAUCAUGAUAUUGCAUCUGUCAUUCACAUGCUUUAUAAAUCUCGUCCUCAAUCUUCCAAAGUUCUCUCCAGAAUGACUAUUCUGCAUUUGCUAGAUUUUAUGGAACCCACAAUGACUACUUCUACAACCUACACGUUUCUCAUUCAUCUUCUUCUCAAAAAAGUUGAUCAUGACCUCUAUAUUGCUCUCAAGCCAUGUGGGGAUGUUGGCACUACCAGACAGAGAUCAAAUAGUAGUUCGCAUAUUGUGGGAAUGUAUGCGUUGAGUUGGAUUAUUACUGCAUUCACUCACGAUCUGGAUAGAGUAGAUGCUGCAUUGCGUGUCAUGGACGGACUUGUAGCAUAUGGAACGUGCUUUUUAGUCUACAUUGCUGCUGCAUUUUUACAUUUUGGCAGGAAUGACAUUAUUGGAAAGUUUGGUUCUAACCAUCACCAUUACGACAUGCACCAAGCAGAUGAUGAUGAGGUGAUGCCUCGACUCCACACUUAUCUUACAUCUGGCGUCGUUAACUCGGAAAUGGUUGAUCAUGUAUUGGUCGAUGCAGGAAAAAUGCUAAAAGCCACGCCUAUAGCUGAUCUCAUUCACCAACACAAACAGUCCUCGUCUAUUGAAACACUCACGCAUCUUCAUGACGCAUGUGGAUUUCGGUUUGAUCAACACAUGCAGAUGUAUCUGACGGACAAGCAGCACAGCGAUCUUCAUUUGCAAGCUAUCUUUUGUGAUGUAUGUGCCAUAGAAGAAUUCAAGGCUAGAUGUAAACGUUUGGCAGUCAUGGCUCGUCGGAAAAAGCAAUGGAAUGCAACGCGAAGAUGGGUCAUGAGAAGGCGAUAUCCAAUUGGCAUGACUGUUGCAAGCAUCUUGGUUGUUGCUAUGGCAGUUGUUAUUCAGUACUGGAAACCAUCCAUUUUGCCUCGUUUGCAUCUGAGAUGGCUCUGGUAACAAUCCCUUUUGUGUAUAAAUAGCAAUCCUUUUGAUAAC
Messenger RNA from Batrachochytrium dendrobatidis JAM81, 1545 nucleotides. Its product is annotated as GTPase-activating protein GYP8. The transcript is spliced from 2 exons. Bases 1 to 1506 code for a protein of 501 amino acids. The record is from RefSeq and is a predicted model, not a curated record. Gene Ontology annotation, cellular component: endoplasmic reticulum membrane. NCBI's taxonomy places the organism in Eukaryota, Fungi, Chytridiomycota, Chytridiomycetes, Rhizophydiales. Gene Ontology annotation, biological process: endoplasmic reticulum to Golgi vesicle-mediated transport; positive regulation of GTPase activity. Gene Ontology annotation, molecular function: GTPase activator activity.